AGUUUCUCUUUCCAUAAUUCGCAUCCACCACGAGCCUUGAUGCCAACCAGACGCAUCUGGGGGUGCGCUCAACGCGUGUCUCCCGAUCUUGCCGGGCGGUCAUCAAUUAUCGGGGGGUCUACGAGCCCGCGUCUGCCAUCGGUGCGGUUCCAAAGCCACAUUCUCUCCCGAAAUAUCCACACCACUGUUCGGAACACAAGAAGACGCACUAUACCGUACCGUCAUUUGCAUCAACCUCUAUACUUUAGUAGCAGUCAUCAGUCACGCACCAUUUUUACUGAGUCCAUACCACCAAUCCUGAUACCUCCCGUCAUCUUCACGGGUCUCCUCCUCUCCCUAUGGACCUGGAAAUGCUUCUGGAUUGUAGUGAUGCAAGAAAAGCUUCUCUAUCUCACAUGGCUGCCACCGUUCGCACGAGCCGAAAAGAUCUCCGACUAUGAAACUGAAUGUAGGCCGGUGCGCUGGCAAGCGCACCAAAUUCGGAGUCGCGAUGGUACAAAACUAUCAGUAUGCGAAGGUCGCAUUCCUGUUAAAGCCACUUCUUCUGGAAGCAUUCAGCAGACGAAAAAUCACAGUAAGAAGAAAUUAGUAGUGAUUUGCUACUUCCAGGGCAACGGUGGCUCAACUCCCAUGCGUUUGCCCCUUCUAUCGCAGUUCCUGCGCGCAAUCUACGCCUCUCCUAAAACUUCUCCUGCUGCUUCAGCGUCUGAAGAGAAGGACUACGUGGUAGUAGCUCUCUCCUACCGCGGAUUCUGGACAUCUUCUGGUCGUCCUACCCAGCACGGUAUUGAGCUCGAUACUCAAGCUUUUCUUGAUUGGGUUACGGAGACCUACACUGCCCCGGACACAGAUCUCCAGAUCAUGCUGUGGGGGCAUAGUCUGGGUUCGGCGAUUGCGACCACUGGUCUCGCUACGUAUCUUCCGCGGUCGCGCAAUGCAAAUUCCCAAUCUUCGGCUCCUAUUGCUGGGAUGAUUCUCGAGGCGCCUUCCUCCAGCGUCAAGGACAUGCUGAUUAGCCUCUAUCCCCAGAAAUGGUUGCCGUAUCGAUAUCUUUGGCCGUUUUUGCGGAGCCAUUGGGAUACUAUCCUUGCUAUGGAGCGGAUGACACGCUGGAGGGAUGAUCUAAAUGAUGAAUAUGAAUACAGUGCGGAUGGCAAUGGUGGCGGGGCCACAUUGCCACCAGUCCUAAUAUUGUCUGCCGAGAAAGAUGAAGUCAUUCCCCCACAUGCAGCAGAUGAACUGGAACGGGAGGGCAAACGACUCGGCCUGGAUAUGUCUCGAAAACAUGUUCUUGGGGCUCUUCAUACGGAGAUCCCGGUCAAGGCGAGUGGGAGAGAUGCUAUGGUAGAAUUUAUCGGUCGAUGUACGUCUAGCCCCACGGGGGAUAGGCGUGAUGUUACUUAGUACCUACAGGAAAUUUGCCGGUCAAUUGCCCAUAACAUCUUCUGGAAAGAAUUUAUCUCAUGUUACUUUUUCGGGUAGUGUUAGCUUUGUAUACACAACCCUAGAUCAAGUCCUCAAAUCCACCAUUUCAGGCUGCACCAAUACACAACUCAUUCUCCUAGUGCAAAUGAUUAGAAAUCCUCCAUUCGGAAAACACUAUACGAUGGCUGUUCAUAUGGAUGUGCCCUAUUCCGCCAGUCACUAAUCGACCACGUUCCACAUCCAGAGAAAAAACAUACAUCUUCAACGCCUCCACAGCCAGCCGUGCAACAUCCUCACCCACACAAAUCGUCUCAACCCUCACCUCUGGGGUCUCCUCCAAAGCCCCCACGGUCCCAAUAUGUGGGUUGGCAGCAUCACCGGGUCGGAACUGUCCCGUACCAGCGGUGGUCCAGCAACACUCUGUAUACUUCCCGCCUGGGUAGCGGCCCGCGCCGGCAGCGAAGAUGGCGGCUUUGCAGGCCGCAAGGCUGGUCGGGGGAACAUUGAAUAUGAGGCGGAAUUGGGUGGGAGACAUGUUCUGAUGGGGUGGUUACUGGAUAUGCUAUGACUUUUCGCCAAAACAGAUGAG
Messenger RNA from Aspergillus welwitschiae, 2014 nucleotides. RefSeq names its product alpha/beta hydrolase. The coding region runs from base 40 to 1404 and encodes 454 amino acids. The transcript has a single exon. The record is from RefSeq and is a predicted model, not a curated record. Lineage: Eukaryota; Fungi; Ascomycota; Eurotiomycetes; Eurotiales; Aspergillaceae. Gene Ontology annotation, molecular function: palmitoyl-(protein) hydrolase activity. Gene Ontology annotation, cellular component: membrane.